This is a messenger RNA of Vairimorpha ceranae, 3351 nucleotides long. Its product is annotated as pre-mrna splicing helicase. The record is from RefSeq and is a predicted model, not a curated record. NCBI's taxonomy places the organism in Eukaryota, Fungi, Microsporidia, Nosematidae. The coding region runs from base 1 to 3351 and encodes 1116 amino acids. The transcript has a single exon. Gene Ontology annotation, molecular function: nucleic acid binding; ATP binding.
AUGCCAAAAAUAUUCAAAUAUCUAAAAAAAAUUAUAAAAUCUAAAUUUCACAUAAAAUGCAAAUUUUCAGAGAUUAAGAAAAUAUACAAGGAUUUAGAAACAGGAAUAAAUACCCAAUACACAAAUUUUAUAAAUAACAUUUUAGCCUUAGAUGAUUCUAAUAUAUCAAAAUACAAAAAGCUUAAACAAUAUUGGAAUUAUAAAAUUAAUGAACACGAUAUAGAUUUUAUAAAUAAUACUUUAUCACUUGAAGAUAAAAAAAUGUUUUUAAGAAAUGAAUUUGUGACAAAUCAGAAAGUUUUAAUUAUUUACAAAAAAGAUUUCAAAUAUUUUUUUAAGCAUCAGAUAUACAAGACACCACUUUCCUCACUAACACCUAUUUUCAGAGAUUAUGUUAAUUUUAGUACCUUGUACAGUUACAAAAAUUUUAAUGUUUUAAAUUUUGAUAAUCAAUUUUUUUUACCGCAUGAACAAAGAUUAAUUACACAAAAUACUAAUAACGAUAGAGAAUAUAUUGAUUAUAAAGAUAUACCAGAUGAUUUUGACAUAUUUUUAACUACUAAUAAUUACGGUUCACUAAAUUUUGUGCAAAGGGCUGUGAGCUACACAGCAUUAUAUACUAAUGAUAAUUUUUUAAUUUGUGCACCAACAGGUGUUGGUAAAACAUUAAUUGCUAUAAUGACAAUUUUUAGACAGUUAAAAAAAUGUGGAAAUACAAAUUGUAGAAUAGCGUAUGUUGCACCUAUGAAAUCAUUGGCAAGUGAAAUUUUUACUGUACUGCAAAAAAAUUUCGAUACUCUUAAAAUAUAUGAAUGCACAUCUGACACGCAUUUAUCGAAAUUUGAUAUUCUUAAUUUUAAUAUUUUAGUAGGUACACCUGAAAAAAUAGAAAUUAUUAUGCGUAAUAAUUAUACUUUAAUUUUUAAUUUAGUUAUAUUUGAUGAGAUACAUAUUUUAAAUGAACCUAGAGGAUAUACUAUUGAAUCAUUAGUAAUGCGUAUAUCACAUAUUUUUAGUAAUAAAUGCCGAUUAGUAGGCAUGUCGGCAACAAUUUACAAUUACGAAGAUGUAGGUGCAUUCUUACAGUGCGCUUCUCACAAUAUUUUUUAUUUUAACGAGGAAUAUAGGCCUGUGCCUUUGUUGUAUGAGCUUAUUCAAAGUUACAACUUUAAAAUAGAUCUUCUUGAUUUAUUAAAAGAUAGUGUAGGACCUCAUCUAAUUUUUGUGCAUACGAAGCAGGAUACACUAGAGAUAGCAGAAUUUUUGAGUAAAUAUGAGACAAGAAAAAGAUCACUAAAAUGUUUUAUUGAAAAUUGUCAAAUAUGUCAAAUAAAUACAGAAAAAUUGGAUAAGUUUUUUGUUACGGGGAUUGGAGUACAUCACGCUGGAUUAUCUAAAGAAGUAAAGUAUAAAGUCGAACACUUGUACAAAUCGGGAAUAUUAGAUAUUUUAGUUAGUACUUCUACUUUAUCAUACGGAGUAAAUCUACCAAUUCGUACGGUUAUUGUAUUAGGCACUAAAUUUUACAAUAAAAAUAUAGGAGCUUAUGAAGUUUUAAGUAAUAUGGCCAUUAAACAGAUGUUAGGUCGUGCAGGAAGAAAUUUUUUAUCUCAAUCAGAAGUUUGUAAAGGCAUUGUUAUGUCAGAAACUUUUAUUGAUUCAUUUUUUUAUGAACAAACUAUAGAAAGUCAAUUAUUGCAUAAUCUUUCUAAUGUUCUUUUGUCUCAGAUUACACAUUUAAAAUCAUAUUCUGAAAUGUUUACUUGGUUUACUCGCUCAUAUUUUUUUAUUAGACUUCGUAAAUUAAAUCAGGAUUAUUAUAAAUAUUCAAUGGAUAUCUUGCAUACAUGCAUAAACGAUCUUACAGAUUGUAAAAUGUUAGAUAGAAAAAAUCAAAUAACUUUUAUUGGAAGAAUUAACUCAAAAUAUUUAGUAAAUUUUAGAGAUACGUACUACGUAUACAAAAAUAUUAAGAAUAUUAUGCUUGAUGGUUCACUUUUGGAUUUACUUAGUGCAUUUCAAGAAUUUAAGGAUGUAAAGAUUAAAGACUAUCUUGACUGUAAUAUUUUAAUACCCGCUAAAACAGAUAUUAAUAAACUGUAUCAAUUGUAUAUAUCAGACAAUAUAGAACAAUGUGAUAUUUUAGAUGACAAUUUGGCAAGAAUUUUUAAAUGCAUGUUAGAUAUUUCACUCUAUAAAAAAGUAUAUUCUAGUAGAUUAUUCUUAGAAUAUUACAAAUCUGCAAUAUUUAAAGAAUGUAUUUAUAAAAAUCCCACAACUUUAAAUCUUUCUGUUCAAUGCGACUUUUUUGGUAAAUUUAUUAGAUUAAAGAUACUUCCCAUUACAAAACAUCAAAAAUAUUAUAUAUUAAUUUACCACGAUGACAGGUUAUUGAUUACAGAUAUUCUUUAUAAUCAAAAUAUUAAAUAUUAUAAGAUUCCUAAACACGCAUUUUAUGAAAUAAAUAUAAUAAAUGCAGAAGUUAUAAAUUCUUCAUUUAAAAAAACAUUUAAAAGAACAGAAAGUAGUUUAAAUUAUCGGGUAAUUAAAUUAAAAAAUAGAAUAAAACCACGAUUUUUGGAAUUCUAUGAUCAAAUUAAUUAUAUAAUGAGUCUUAUAGAUCCAAUGUCUUAUAUUUUAAUCCCAGAUGAAAAUAUCGCUAAAUUUUUUAUAUCUAAAUAUAAAAAUAUAAAUAAUUUUGAUGAGAAUGUAAAGAAAGUACAUGUUAUUGAUAUAUUAGGUAAUAUAAAAGAUUUUAAAAAAUAUAAAAAGUACAAAAAUGUGUAUUUUUACACGAAUUAUUUGUACAUUAAAGUACAAGAAGAUGAUGGAUUUUAUCUUUCAUCAUCUUCUCUUUACUAUAUAGAUUUAAAUAUAAAGAACAACAUGAAUAUUAAAUCUUUAAUACAUUUAGUAUUUAGUCUACCAGAAAUGUUUACAGAAAUCGUAGAUCAAAAAUAUAAAAAAUUUAAUGGAAAUGAAUACGGAAUGAAUUGUGUACUUUUUUAUAUGAGUCUUUAUGGUUCAGAAGAUUUUGAUAGUGCAAAUGUAAAAUACUGCCUUAAAAUAAUUUUAGAAAAAGCGAGUAAUAGAGGAUUCAUAAAAACAAUGUUAAACAUUGUUUUUUUACUACAAAAAAUUAAUAAAUCAGAUUCUAGAACUUUUAAUAUUAAGAAAAAUAAUAAUUUUGUAGAUAUAAAUUCUAGUCUAGAAAGUAAUUUUUACAUUUUUAACAAUCAGGGAGAGUAUAAAUAUUUAGAAAAUGUUAAAGAAAAAAUUGAAAUAGAGUUAUUUAACGGGACAAAUUAUAUUUUAAGUGAUAGAUCUACAGGAUAUGAUAUUAUAAAUUAA